GUGCAGCGUAGCGUACCUUCUCUUGUCUUUUCCUAGACUGCGCAUUACGGAGUACCUAGAAAACGUCGCCGCACUAACGUCAAUUAUCUGAUGCUUGUUCCUUCGCUGCCAAAGCUUCGUACAAUAAAAUCGACAUUAUCUAUGGUGCUGCAUUGAGCAAAUAGAGGAACAGCUGACCUUUUCUGAUGCAAGCUAUCAUAAGCCGCUCCAAGAAUGGCAGUGUUAAAAGAAGAGAUGCAUCAUGUAAGUGAAAAUUUGUAAUGUGUAUUGUAUUACUCAUGUAAGUUACUAGCCUAUCGUUGCGAUUCAAGCAGCCGCAAUGCCCGAGCUUUACAGUUCGAUGCCUUCCAGUCCACAGAUCCAUGUGCAAUAUCUGGCCCCAGGUCAAGAACUCAUCACUCCAGAACAAUUCCACGCAUCAAAACCAGAGAGUAUCGGAAGUAUGCUGGCGAAAAUGUCACCAACGAUGGUAGUAAAAUGGGGGAACCAUGCUUCUCUUAUCGAAGCUAAGAACAUGCUGUAUGUGGCUGAAAGGACAUCAAUUCCCGUCCCAAAACUAUAUGCGGCAUACGCAUACGGACCGUUAGAUCGAGACCUCGAUGACUAUGGGAGUGUCUACGAUACAUAUAUAUUCAUGGAGUUCAUCGAAGGCGAAGAUCUAAGAAAGUCAUGGGGCAAGUACAGCGCUGCUGAGAAGCAAACAAUCUCGACGGAUCUCAAGAAGCACAUGACUGAGCUUCGAUCUCUUCCCCCAGCCAACUACAUUGGAUCAGUGGACGAAGGACCAGUCACUGAUCUUAUGUUAGAAUGGUCAACAUCUGCCCGAGGUCCGUUUAAAAGUCUAGAGGAAUUUAAUGCUACAAUCGUAGAAACCUUCAUUGCCAGAUCCAAAACCCAGGCCGGCCCGUACAUUCGUGGCAUGGUCGAUACACACACGCAUGGAAUUGUCUUUACUCAUGGAGAUCUCAGACCCGACAACAUCAUUGUCAAAGAUGGUCUCGUAGCAGCAAUCAUUGACUGGGAGCUGUCAGGAUGGUACCCGGAAUAUUGGGAGUUUGCCAAGGCAUUUUAUAUCGAAGCCUUUGCUGAUGACUGGGGUUCACAUUUACUUGGGGUGCUCACACCUUAUUAUUGUGAGCAGUUGAUACAUGCCAGAUUGAUGGAAGUACUAUGGUAGCUGAUGAUAUACCUACCGUGAAAGAUAGAAAGACUUAGAGUAAAUCCAAUGCGAUCCAUAAUCGCCUGGUUGAGGGCGGGUGGCACAAUUUCGGUUCAUCUUGGGGUAACAGUGCUUCUCCUACCACUCAUCUCUUCCAACUUGCGCAACAUACGUGUCUAAGCAUCAUGUAGGAGUUCGUCUUCUACAGUGAAUCAUGUACAGU
Alternaria rosae is the source of this 1382-nucleotide messenger RNA. Its product is annotated as phosphotransferase enzyme family protein. Lineage: Eukaryota; Fungi; Ascomycota; Dothideomycetes; Pleosporales; Pleosporaceae. The coding region runs from base 320 to 1177 and encodes 285 amino acids. The transcript has 2 exons. The record is from RefSeq and is a predicted model, not a curated record.